AUGUCCUACCCGGGCCAGGGCUAUAACGGUUCCAGCAACCAUUCAGGCGGUCGUCACAGCCAGGGUUACCAGCAAGGGGGCUAUGGAGGAUAUGCGCCUCCUGCUGGCCCUCCCCCCGGCGCUUACCAACAGCAUGGCUACGCUCCUCCUCCCGGUCCUCCCCCGUCCGGAGGCGGCUAUGGAGGAUAUGCCCCUCCCUCCGGCCCCCCUCCCGGUUACGGCAACCGUCCCGCAUACGGUGGUGGCGGCAGCAGCGGCCGGUACGAUGAAGAUCUCGCAUAUGGGAAGCUGCCACCGCAGCAAGGCUCGUACGGACAGCCUCAGGGCGGACACAAUGGCGGCGGAUACAGUCGUGGAGGACGGGGUGGUGCGCCGCCGCCGUCGGCGCCGCAGAACUUCGGCCACGGUGCCCCCCCGGGCUACCAGUUCAAGUACUCGAGAUGUACGGGAACGCGCAAGGCCUUGCUGAUUGGCAUCAACUACAUUGGCCAGAAGGGCGAGCUGAGAGGUUGUAUCAACGACGUUCACAAUGUCAUGAACUUCCUCAUCCAGCAGUACCACUACAAAAAGGAGGACAUGGUCAUCCUCACCGAUGACCAGCGCAACCCUGUCAUGCAGCCUACCAAGGCCAACAUCUUCCGCGCGAUUCAGUGGCUCGUCAAAGAUGCUGACAGCGACGAUUCACUGUUCCUCCACUACUCCGGCCACGGUGGUCAAGCAAAGGACCUGGAGGGCGAGGAAGACGACGGUUACGACGAGGUCAUCUAUCCUGUGGACUACCAGACAGCCGGUCACAUUGUUGACGAUGAGCUCCACAUGAGGGUGGUGCGCCCCCUGCGCGCGGGUGUGCGUCUGACUGCAAUCUUUGACUCGUGUCACUCGGCCACGGUCCUGGAUCUGCCCUACGUCUAUUCCACCAAAGGUGUCCUCAAGGAGCCCAACUUGGCCAAGGAGGCCGGCGAGGGUCUCCUGGGAGCGCUCUCAUCGUACGCUCAGGGAGACCUCGGUGGUGUCGCCAAGUCUGUCUUCAGCUUCGCCAAAUCCGCGUACAAGGGAGACUCAGCCUUCAAGAAGACCAAGGAUACGAGGACGUCACCGGCCGAUGUCGUCAUGUGGUCGGGCAGCAAGGAUGAUCAGACUUCCGCCGACGCCACAAUUGACAGCCGGGCGACGGGCGCCAUGUCUUACGCCUUCAUCAAGGCGCUCAAGGCCAACCCGCAACAGAGCUAUGUCGAGCUACUCAACAGCAUUCGCGAUAUCCUCGAGAAGGGAUACUCGCAGAAGCCGCAGCUGUCGAGCAGUCACCCCAUAGACACGGACCUGCUCUUUAUAAUGUAG
This is a messenger RNA of Geosmithia morbida, 1338 nucleotides long. RefSeq names its product Caspase domain. Gene Ontology annotation, biological process: proteolysis. Gene Ontology annotation, molecular function: cysteine-type endopeptidase activity. NCBI's taxonomy places the organism in Eukaryota, Fungi, Ascomycota, Sordariomycetes, Hypocreales, Bionectriaceae. The transcript is spliced from 4 exons. The record is from RefSeq and is a predicted model, not a curated record. The coding region runs from base 1 to 1338 and encodes 445 amino acids.